AUGAAUUUUGAUUUCGAACAAACUCUUGAUUUUGUUGAAAAGAGAAAUUCUAAAAGAUCAAUGGAAUAUUAUGCUAAUAGAAAGAAAAAACGUAAACUUCAUUUCAAACAAGCAUCAAAUAAUAAUGAAUUACCUGAUAUUAUUUCUUCGUUUCCACUUCAUAUCGAUUUAAAACCAAAAGUAACAACAAAUGUAGAAAAUAACUGUUUUUUAAAAAAACAAAUAGAAGAAAAUAUUAUGGAAUAUCAAGAUAAUCUUGACAAUAUAAAUCAAAUAGAAAAUAUCAAUAUAGAUGAUAAUGAGAUUAUCAACAACUCAUCUGAUAGUUUAGAAUGCUGGAGUGAUCUUGAAAUUAUUCAUGAAAAUUUAUUACAUUAUCAUACAGACAUUUCAACCAAAGAAUUUUGUUCAAAACUAUUAACUUUAUUAAGAAAUUCUAAUACUUGUAAAUUGAACGCGAAUCGUUUAUUAUCAUUUAUUAGUUCAAUACUCCCAACACCAAAUAAUGUACCAAAGAGCAUGGAAGAUCUUUUAAAUCAAUUAGAAAUAGAAAAUAAUAUUUUCAAGAAAUAUUUAUUAUGUACAACGUGUAACGCUUAUGUAUCACUUAAGAAAAAAUUUUGUUUCAAAUGUUCAUCUAAUGAUUCCAAAACGUUCGCUUUUAUUUAUGAUAUGAAUAUUGAAGAAUAUAUCAGAAACAUUUAUAUACGAUUAAAGAUAGAAAUUGAUCAAUAUCGAAAUCAACUUCGGUUGAUGAAUGAUAAAAAUAAAACUAAUGAUAUAGGAUUUAACAAUCUUUAUCAACAACUAUUGAAAGAUAAUUUAAAUGACAAUUUUAUUACGUUUUUAUUACAUCUUGACGGCAUUGGUUUAUCAAAAUCAACUAAUUUGAAAAUGUGGUUAUUUUCUGGUUCAAUAAUUGAAUUAAGACCUCAAUUACGAAAUAAUCGUUAUAAUAAUGUUCUUUUUUCUUUUUGGUUUAGCUAUAAAGAGCCCAACGUAAAGAUUUGGUUACGAAAUUGUGCAAAUUUGAUCAAAAUGAUAAAAAUGAAAGGGAUAAUAAUAAAUGAAAAUCAUUGUAUUAAUAUUAAAUUUCUAUCAAUUACUGGUGAUUCACCAGCCUUAAGUAAAAUACUUAAUUUUAUUGGACAUGGUGGUUAUUAUUGUUGCAAUUUCUGUUAUGUACGUGGUAUUGAUAUUGGAAGAAAAAGGCAAUACUUUUACGGAAAAAAAAUAUUUCUUCGUCAUAUGGAGAAAUAUUACAAACAAUCAAAGCAAGCUGAAACAACAAAAGAAAAUAUUCACGGACAUAAAGGAAUUUCAAUUCUACAAGAUAUACUGAACAUACCAUUACCACAUGCAAUAUUAAUUGAUUAUCAACAUGUCACUUUGUUAAGACAUACAAAAACUGUUUUGAGGGCAAUUUAUAAACAACUUAAACCAUCAGAUCGUGAACGAUUUGGUAAUAAAUUAAAGUACCAAUCAUUUCCACAUUUCUUCAAUCGUCAAAUGAAACCAUUUAAAGAGUUUCGUUUUAUAAAAGCAGUAGAAUUACGAAACAUUCUAUUCUAUGGAUUUUUACCAUUAUCAUUUGAAUUUAUUGAUAAUCAACAACUUGCUCAUUUUGCUUUAUUUAUUUGUUCAAUUAGAUUGUAUCAUUCACAGCCUCCAAUGUUUGGUGAUAAAACACAAGCAAUAGCUGAUAAAUUAUUUGAACAAUAUUAUAAAGAUCAUGGAAUAUUUUAUAGUGGUAUUCAAAAUGAUGUGCUUCAUAUGCAUCAUCAUUUUGGUACACAAUACCAGAAUUAUGGUUCGUUAGCGAAUAUUGGUUGUUUCUAUCAAGAAGAUCUAAUAGGUCAUAUAAGUAAAAAUAUUCACGGUUCGAAUUACUAUUCUGAUCUUGUAGUGCAUUAUUAUUCUAUUGAUUUUGAUUUACACGCACAAAUUUCCCAUACAAAAUACAAAACAAUUUCAAAACCAAUAGACCUCAAUGUUAAUAUUAUUAUUAAUGAUUAUCCCACUAUUAUACAACACCAUGAUAAAAUAUGUACAUGUUUAAAUCAUUUGACUUGUAUCUCUAUUUAUCGACGAUGUGUUAUACGUAACAAUAUAUUUCAUUCAUUAAUUUAUAAUAAACGAGGAAAAUCAAAUAGUUAUUUUAUAUCGUAUAAUAAAUCAGCAAAUGAUUAUAUUAAAUAUUUCGGAAGAAUUAUAUUAUUUUUUUCAUGUAUCAACAGAAAUUAUGCUGUCGUUCAACGUUAUACACAAAAUCAAAAUUUCAGCUAUUUAUUUAAAACAUCACCAUAUUUUUCUUUAUUAGAAAAACCAUUAGAUAAUUGUUUUAGUCUAUUGUCGAAAGAACCAUCUGAUUUAUUUGAUAUUAUUAAUAUUAAUCAUGUUAUAAAACAUUGUAUUACAUUUGAGUUUCAACAACAAUUAAUUGUAACAGAAGUUUCUGCAUACCACGAACACGAUUAA
This is a messenger RNA of Rotaria sordida, 2478 nucleotides long. Lineage: Eukaryota; Metazoa; Rotifera; Eurotatoria; Philodinida; Philodinidae. The record is from the annotation of a GenBank genome assembly.